UGAAACAUUUGAAAAACCAUUUCUUUUAUGUUUUUUUUUAAGAAACCAUUUUUACAAGUACUUUUUGGUUGAACAAACAUUUUUAAAAGCUUUGAGUGAGUUCCCACUUCCCACCUAUGUAUUUCACCCAAAAAAGAAAGUUCCCACCUAUGUAGGCCUUAUCUUUCUUUCAAAAAAGAUUCAAAUUUUACAAAGUAUGCAUAUUUAUUCCGGUACAGGUGCGAUUUUGAAAUCCAAUGUCUCCCCGGUGAGAACUCUGACCCAUUUCAGGUCAUCUGCCCCGACCCUGAUGGGAUCUUGGGCUACUCUCUAGCUCUUUGUACUGUGUUAGCGGUGGCGGCGAAGCUACAUUGGGGCUAGUGUUCAAAGUUCAUUCAAAUUUGCAUCUAAUGGAAUCGCUCCCUGAUGCAUUGGUACACACUAUAUUAUUGUCAUACAUGAAUAAUGCCCGAGAUGUUGCAAUUUGUAACUGUGUAUCUAAGUGUUGGAAGGAUGUUAUGCCUUAUAUUAGUAGGCUCUACUUCCCUCGCAAUUGUUUUGAUAAUCUUUCGGGUAGUGACAGUCCUGAUGAAAUUGUUUUGAGGAUGGUUUCUUCGAUUGAAAGGUUAGAAGAGCUUGUUGUUUAUAGUCCAUUCUCAGGUGCUGGCCUCUCCUCGUGGCUAUCCGUAAUGGGUUCCUCUCUUAGGCAGCUUGAGCUUCGGAUGGACAAUCUAACUGAACUGCAGGGUUGUCUUGAAAGCCCCUUUAAGUUGGAUUGUAUAAGCUUUGCAAAGAAUUUGGAAUCUCUUAAACUUUGGGGUGUCUUAAUAACCCAAUCUCCCAAGUGGGAAGUCUUUCAAAAACUUAAAAACCUUGAAAUUGUUGGUGCAAGAUUGGACGACCUAGCAUUGUCUGCACUGCUAACAAUGUGUCCUUAUUUGACCAAUUUGCUGCUGCUUGGUUGUGAAGGAGUUAGAUCUGUAUCAAUUGAUUUGCAAUAUUUAGAGCGGUGCAAGCUUGAUUUUUAUGGCUUCGGUAACUGCUCAUUUUCAAUGAACUCUCCAAAAAUUGAAGUUCUUGAGGUGCAAGGUUGUAGUUGGAUCCGGGUUCGGGGGACAGAGUACUUGAAGAACCUCUCCAUUGCCAACAAUGCAGGGAGAGUCUACAUGGUUGAUUUUGGAAAGCUUGUGGCUCUGGAGUUCUUAUCCAUUAGAGGAGUCCAGUGGUGUUGGGAUGCAAUAUGCAAUAUGCUUCAAUGGGCAAGCGAGGUGAAGCACUUGUUUAUGAAAGUCGAAUUCACGGGAGAUUUUGAAGUUCUUCAACCCUUUCCAGAGUUUGAUUUUGUUGAGUUCUUCAACAACCAUCCAAAGCUUCAAAAGUUUGACAUUCAUGGAGCCAUGUUCGCAGCUCUUUGUCAAAAAAACAGCUUGAAAAGGAUUAAUAGGGGCUUUGUAAUUCCAUGUUUGGAGGAAGUGGCCAUCACAAUUCGAUCGCCAUUGAAUGCUGAGCAGAAAAUGAGCACACUAGAGUCGUUUAUAAAGUUUGGGAAAUAUCUAAAGGCAAUGACAAUAAAGAUUCUUCAGAUGAAGAGCAAUCACAGCAGUGCAGAUGAUUUUUUUGAUGAGAUAUGCAGGUUUAGAUACAUGAACCGGAAGAUUGUUCGAAUUGAAUAACGGCUCAUUAAAUCUAAUUCCAUGUUCAAUUUAUCAUUCAAUUUCAAGUUUUACCUAAUUUUUCAAAUCACUAAUCAACUGAACUACUAAUUUGGUUCAAUUUAAAUUCAUAAUUGUUGUUUCCCCCCUUAAUCUCUUGAGAUUGGUGACAAGCAAGUAGUCACCUUGCAACUGUUCUACUACGUGGAAAAAGUGUACACCUUAAACAAAGGCAUAGCUUUAUGGAAAAUUUUAA
Cannabis sativa is the source of this 1887-nucleotide messenger RNA. RefSeq names its product F-box protein At1g10780-like. The transcript has 4 exons. Bases 390 to 1652 code for a protein of 420 amino acids. The record is from RefSeq and is a predicted model, not a curated record. Lineage: Eukaryota; Viridiplantae; Streptophyta; Magnoliopsida; Rosales; Cannabaceae.